GAGCCGCCUGCGAGUCUCUGGCGCCGCCUCCGCCGCUCCGACCCUUUCGCGCUCCCCGCGAGAGACGAAAAAAGUUUCCGGCGGCCUCAGUGAGUGGCUGGAGCGGAGUUGGAAGGGGGAAAAAAAAGGAAAAAGCGCAAGAUGGCGGAAAAUUUAAAAGGUGAGAGGGAAAACGGGCGAGAGCGAGCGAGAUAAGAGGAGGCGCAGCUUCGGGCUGGGCGCGUGAGGCGGCGCCGGCGAUGGAGAGAACCGCGCGGGCAGAAGCGGCGCUCGGCAGCCGGGCGUUCGGUCGCGGAGGUGGGGGGCGAGGGGGCGGCGCGAGGACGGGACCCCCCGGCACACCCCUCACCCGCCCUGCAGAGCUCUGAGGCGGCCGCGGGCGACCGUUACGGGGGCGGGGGGAGCGCGAGAGAGGCGGCGUAAGCGGCGCGGGGGCCGUCGGGCGGCCGCCUCGCGCUGAGGGCGGGAAAGGAGGAGGAAGGAGGCGGAGGCGGCGCGCGUGGGGAGAGGAAGAACGGGAGCCGUGAGGGGAAUGUGGGGGGUCUCGCUUGCUGAGAGGACCCCCAGGACCAAAACGCCGGCCUGCCCCUCCUAUUCCUCUUUCCUGGGCAAAGGAGCUUUGACCCCGUUGCGGUCCCGUCCCCCCCGUCAUUUGUUUCUGCCAACCGCCCUCCCCCUAUAUGUGGGUGUCGGUGUGGGUGUCCCGCUCCCCGCCCUGUGUUUUCUCCAUGUGCUUCCUUCCUUCUGCCGCCCCUGAAAAACUCUUGCCGCCUUGAACGCCUUUAAACAUUUAGGCUUAGGUUUCCUUUAGGCCUCUCGGUUUUGGGUUUGCUUUUUUGGGGGGGCGGGGGGGGUAGGAAAUGGCACAAGGUUGGGCUCCUGACAAAAGGCUGCCUUGCUUUCGGACCCUUGGCCUGUCAGACUCCUGAGAGAGACAGCCAGCUCAGCCACUUAGGCGAACUUUGUGUGCGGAAGUCGGGAGAUUGGCAGCAGGUGGAGACGGGGAAGCAGCUGUGAAACCCCUGGGCUAAGAGUGGCCGGCCCUGUUUCGGGGGGGCAUUACCCUGGGCGUGCAGUUUUCAAGCCCCCCCCCUUCCCAUCCCGAUACCUUCCUGUCAUGGAGCAGGAGGAAGUAGUGAUCUUGAUACCUGGCGGAGAAACUUCAGAGAGUUUACAUGGGCCAGAAGCCAGAGAAAAGGCAUUGGUUACUCUGGUUUUCUUAAUAAUUGCAGCAAUGAUUGUAUAUAUAUACUCCCACUUUUUGGUGGAAAAGUAAAAACCCAGUUUGCUUAAAACACUCACAAGAACUUUAGUUCCCUAAGUAGGUCUUCCUCAUAAAUUUAAGAUGACAGUACAAUUCUGAUUUGGCAAUCCCUGUAACCUAUUUAUGUAAAACUGUACAUGUGUUCUUAGUGCAGUGCACUCUUGCAUUUUUUUUUAAGUUGUUCAGAAUAGUGAGUGGGGGAUCUCUCAUCAUAAUGAGAGAUUACUGAAAGAAAUGAUCUUCAUGUUGCUUCCGCUUCAGUAUGCUUAUGUUAAUCUUGCCUUCAGGGUACAGUAGGGAAGUGGGGGUAAUUGUUUUGCUGUUUUGUUUUAGUUAUUUACAUGUUUUUAUCCUGUGAACCACUCUAAGAUCGUAUGAUGGGCAGUAUAUAAAUCUAAUAAAUAAAUGGAUUUUAUGGCAAGUUUAUGAUAACCUCCACCUACCAAUUAAUUCUUCAAAAUGCAACUGUGAUUGUCCUUGCAAUCUGUUUUUGUUGCAUCAUAUUUUAUAGUCUGCCUGAUGCCAAAGGUUUGAGGCUGAUGGCAGUGUGCUAAUCACAAAACUCCGGAUCUUUGACCCACUUGGUGUUCACCUUGCAUCUAGUGCUAUCAGCUUUAUAGGCUUGAAAAGAACAAGGAUCCUGCAGGUGAAAGGCAAGCUGUUUGAACAAACUAGUUUCCUAGAGACUUUACAAAGCAUCUUAAUUUCUGUCCACAUUGGAUUUUGUUGAUCAAAGCCCCAGAAUGGGGAAUUUAUACUCAAAUGCCCCCAAGAAAAUCCACUGAAAUGAUUUUGUGAACAUACAAAGAUGCCUUAUGAGUUCAACCACUGGUUACCCUAACAGUGUUACCUAUAUAUAGAUUGACAGUAGCUCUUCAGGGUCUCACAUAGAGAACUUGUUCAGCUGUACCUGGAAGUGCCAGGCAAGGACUGAAUAUGGAAUCUUCUGCAUGUAAAGCUGGUGCUGUGCCAUUGAGCUAUGGUGCCUUCCAGGAGUUUGUUAACAUAUUUUGAACAGAAGGGAGAAUUGCUUAUUUAUGUUAAAGAUGGUAAAGAUAAAGGGACCCCUGACCAUUAGGUCCAGUCGUGACCGACUCUCGGGUUGCGGCGCUCAUCUUGCUUUAUUGGCCAAGGGAGCCGGCGUACAGCUUCCGGGUCAUGUGGCCAGCAUGACUAAGCCGCUUCUGGCGAACCAGAGCAGCGCACGGAAACACCAUUUAAAGAUACCUUGGGUCUAAUAAGAAGAGAGAAACAAUGAGGACUUGAGGGAAGGGCUGUAGUUUAAUGGUAGAGCAUCUGUUUUGCAUGGAAAAGGUUCUCUGACUUUACUACCUUCUUGAACUCUUCCAUCAGCUAGACACUGCAUGGGAAAGUGGGUUGAAAACUCUCAUUUGCAUGUUUUAAUACCUAUUCACCUUGGCUUGAUUCUCCUUUCAGAGUCAGUGUGGUGUAAUGGCUAAAGUGUCAGACUAGGACUCUGGGAGACCAGGGUUUGAAUCCUCACUUGGCCCUGAAGUUCACUUGGUGACCCUGGGCCAGUCACUGUCUGUCAGCCUAACCUACUUCACAGGGUUGUAGGAAUUAAAUGAGGAGGUGGAGGAGAAUCAGGUAUGCCACUGUUCAUUAGAAAAAAAUAAUUCCCUCACCCCCAGUGUGUCAAGUUUAUUUUUAGAUUGUAAGUCUGAAGGCAAGGGCUGUGUUAUUUCUGUACAGCACCUAGCAAUUUUGAUGCUUUAUAAAUUAUAAUAAUAAUAAUGACAGCAAAUGGACCAUCAACAAAUAGAAGCUGGAGACCAGAAGAAGGUUUUUAACCCUUAGAACAGUGAAGUGUUUUAGAAAUUUCCCUAGAAAAGCUGUAUGUUUAGUCCUCUGUGUAAAAUGGGGAAGUAAUCCUACUCUUUGGGACCUGAACUGGUUAGAAAUGCUGCCAAACAGAAAAUGUUUUGCUUGGGACAUAACAUUUGACAUAGUUUUAUGUAAGUAUGUUGCUUAGCUAGCUAAGGAUAAGCAACUAGGACACAGGUCUGUUCAGUGGUUGUUAGAAGAUAGGGAUGAGAGCAAGAAUUAUGACAGAGCUAUCACAAAAAUGUAUGAGGCCUUGCAGCACAAGUCUUGUGUUACAUUGCCAUGUUUUGCUGUGGGUUGGUAUUCAGGGCAUUUAGUUGAAUUAAAUACAUUGAGUAGUCACAUGAUGUGAUAACUUUCGACCUGUUUUAAGAUUCAUCACUAUAUGCAAAUAGGUUUGCAAAAGAACAAGCAAACCUCGGAUGUGAAAGUGAAACACAGGCAAGGAAUUAUGGUUGGAAUGUGGUAUGUUUAGUACUGGAAUGGGAACAGAGGUGGGAAAUUAAAUCUGUACGUUCUAGGAUGCAUUGCACAAAUUUUAGAGUUCUUGCCCUCUGUGGCAGCAAACAUCAGAAAUGUGUGUAAGACUUAACAUUCUGAGAUUUCCCUUUUCCUUAUGAUCCUAAAAACAAUGAUAGAGCUAGCCAGAAAAGUAUAUUACCACUUUUUGUUAAAGGAAAAUAUACAGUUAUUCUAAUGUAUAUCUGCCUUAUCUUCCAUAGCCUGCACUGUUUGUUGCAAAUCAACCUGGUCCCACCUCCAGGAUCUCUGCCGUUUGCAGAAAGUUUGCUGCCCUGGUUUGGGUAUUACCAGAAAAAACCUCUGUGAUUUUGAAGUAGAGUAUCUCUGUGACUACAAGAAAGCUCGGGUGAGUUACUUGGGCCCUCUUGCAACUUUAGCAACACCUUUUAUACAACCUUGCGUCUGUUUUCCCUAGCUCUCAGUUAAGUGUUUGUACAUUGAGAUUUGGUGUUAGUUGGCACUCCUUCAUCCCUCAUUCUGCUCUUUAUACUUUUAGCCAGGCAUUACUGAUCCAGAUAAUCUCCCUUUCCUUUGAUUGGUGGCCCAUAGUUUACAGGACUGAAGCUGUUAAGAGAGAAUGUUGCAGAGUUGCUUAAUUUUGCAUGAGAUACCUGGGUUUUGUCCUUUACUCUGGGUUUUAGUAGGUUAGAGGAGAAGGGGUUAUUGGGAGAGCUUAUUUUCUGGGGUUUGUUUUCAGUUCUGGGAAGAGAAUUGUCAUUUUAAGCUGACACUGUGCAUGGUUACCUUUUACUCAGGAUGAGGAAUACUACCUGGUGAAGUGGCGGGGCUACCCUGAGUCACAGAACACUUGGGAGCCCAGAAAGAACCUGCGCUGUAUCAGUAUACUCAAACAGUUCCACCGGGACCUAGAGCAGGCAUUGAUUCGACGAGGAAGCAAGCUCAGAAAGAAUACACGCUUGCUUGACCAAGGCAUCUCCAACUACCUAGUGCAGAAGGCCAAACAGCGGCGGGCUUUGCAGCAUUGGGAAUAUGAACUCAAUGCCAAGCGCAACCACAAGGGAUGCAUUGUGGUAGAGAAUGAGGUGGACUUGGAAGGGCCUCCCCGGGACUUUGUCUACAUUAAUGAGUACAAGGUCGGGGAGGGCAUCACUCUCAACCAGGUGGCUGUGGGUUGCGAGUGCUUGGACUGUUUUUCAGAAGCAGCAGGAGGUUGUUGUCCUGGUGCUUCACACCAUAAAUUUGCGUAUAAUGAGUUUGGCCAAGUGAAGAUCAAGGCUGGCAUGCCCAUCUAUGAGUGCAAUUCUCGCUGCAGCUGUGGGAUUGACUGCUCUAACCGUGUGGUGCAGAAAGGCAUUCGUUACGAUCUUUGCAUUUUCCGGACAGAUAAUGGCCGUGGCUGGGGUGUGCGCACACUGGAGAAGAUCCGCAAGAACAGCUUUGUCAUGGAGUAUGUAGGAGAGGUAGGAUGAGCAGGCAUGGACCAGAAGUUUAGUUGUGAUCCAGGGUACAGGAGGAAAGAAAAAUUGAAGCUGGGUUGGCCUGUUCCAUUCUAUAAGAUGUGAAGCAGUAACACCAUGUUUGUACGUGACAUGCUCCAGCAGUGAGCUUCAGGUAGAAAUAUUUACUUCAGACUCAUCGAAGAGGCAGAGAUACUUAGGUUUCAAUCAUAACCACUUACCUAGGAGUAAACCCCAUUAAACUUAGUCGGAUUUAUUAGUGUCUGAUAAUAAUAAUAAUAAUAAUGAUAAUAAUAAUAAUAAUAAUAAUAAUAAUAAUAAUAAUUCAGUUAAUACAUUAAAAACAAUACAUAUAAAACAUAACAGUAUAUUGGGAAUAAACAACAAACAUUUCAUUUUAUCAAAAUAUAAUCCAUAUCACUUGUUGCUAACACCAAACAUAAAACCCCUGAAACUAUAAAGAAUGGAAAUAUCUCUUACGUUCUCUCUUUCUUUCUCUUUCUGCUCUGGUAUCACUUAUUUUAACUGCCUGUAAUGUUUUCUGAUUUUCUGAAAUGCUCCAGUCAGUCAGAAGCAACUCUUCACCAAAAUUCUAAAAGGGCUAGGUAUUAUGCAUAUUUACACACGACAAGGAUAGGAACUUGAACUAUUCCAGUCAAACUGGGCAUUAUUAAAUAGACGGCUAUACUGCAUGGGCUCCAGUCUAAGAUGGAGCGGUUAUAUUUGCACUUACUUUCCAAAGUGAUAAAAUUUAUCUUUAUAUGGUCAGUUGACAAGAUUUGCUUUGAUCAGGGAACAGGGGGAUAUCAGUUACAUUACAAGGAUAGUGAGGCUCUUUGUGACUGAUCCAUCUGAGGCAUGGGUAGGCAAACUAAGGCCCGGGGGCCGGAUCUGGCCCAAUUGCCUUCUAAAUCCGGCCUGCAGACGGUUUGGGAAUCAGUGUGUUUUUACAUGAGUAGAAUAUGUCCUUUUAUUUAAAAUGCAUCUCUGGGUUGUUUGUGGGGCAUAGGAAUUCGUUCAUUCCCCCCCAAAUAUAGUCUGGCCCACCACAAGGUCUGAGGGACAGUGGACCAGCCCCCUGAUGAAAAAGUUUGCUGACCCCUGAAUUCUGAGGGGUUCUCAAACAUGAAAGUUGUGGAGUUUAAAUGCAGUAGGCCCAAAACUUACAUAGGAGUUACAUUCCUGAGGUCCGCUCACAAAAGGCAACAUUGCAUGAAAUCAGGAAGAUCCCUGGAAUAACCCCCCUUCCCACGUAUGAUGAUCUCUAUUUUACUGGGCUCUGGGAAAGUUGUGCAAUGUCCAUCUCUACAUUACUGGCCUCUGGAAGGCUGUGGGUGGUUUCUGUAGGUCUUGCUAAUUCAAGUGGGACAAGUAGAUGGACAAAUUCAGGAAGAAAGGAACAUUUACUGUAUAGAUAUUGUGGUUGACACUCAAACUUGAACAUUCAUCUGAUGUAACCAGUAAAUUUUCUUAAAAUCUUAGUUGUGUCCCUGCCAGCCCUGCCCUUGUCAUAAACUGUACAGUGGUACCUCGGGUUACAUACGCUUCAGGUUACAGACUCUGCUAACCCAGAAAUAGUACCUCGGGUUAAGAACUUUGCUUCAGGGUGAGAACAGAAAUCGUGCUCUGGCGGCACAGCGGCAGCAGGAGGCCCCAUUAGCUUAAGUGGUGCUUCAGGUGAAGAACAGUUUCAGGUUAAGAACGGACCUCCAGAACAAAUUACUGUACUUAACCCGAGGUACCACUGUAUCUCAUUUUAAAGUGAGAGAUCUUUUAUACAAUUUAAAUAGUUUUGGGGAAUAGUGCCAAAAGCUAAGAACAUCAACAUUAUUUUGCUCAGUAAAUCAUCCUAUGACAUAUUGACACCACAGAUUUAGUGUUUCACCAACCAGGGGACUAUGGGCUGCUAUAUUGGGUUUGUGAAUAUGCAUGUGUGUAUAUCAUUGCAAUUACAUAUAAGUCCCCUCAAGGUUUAUUUGAUCAAACUGGGAAAUAGAUUCUGCCCAGUGUUUAUUUAUAAAAUUUCUGAUAUUGUGUGACCAGACUUCUAUGGUCUUCUCUUCUCUGCCCUGCAUGCCCUCAAAUAUGCUCCAGAGGACUGAGGAACUCUCAGGAGCAGAUUUUGAGGACUGUGAGGCCAGUGGGAGCCUUGUUGCAUGAGUGGAAGUCUAUUCUACUUGAACACAAACAGCACUGAAUGCAGCUGAUUAGCAAGAAGGCCAUAAUUGUAUGAUUCCUACCUGAUACUCUUAAACAUGUGGGUAGUAGAGCCUGUAGAAUGAGUUUUGCUGCAGAAAUGAGGCAUUUUGGAGCCACCUACUGGAUACCUGUGUCACAGAGAGGCUUAGAUGGGUGAAGAUACCAUAAAGGGUGGUCAAGAUUUUAAGUCUUUACUGAAAUAAUUAGGCAGUCAACUUUCAGUAUCUUGAACAUCAAAGAUUCAUGGAAGAAAAACAUUUUGGCAAAUUAAUGUACCAUGAUGGGAAUGACUUUAGAAGGUUUUCUAUCCAUGAUCAUAUCUUCUCUGAGAACUUAGAACUUUGAUUUAAACUGAUAACCAAAAGUGAGACUAAGCAUGUGUAGAAGGUUACCCAGCAUAGAGAUGGCAGAAAUUAGGGAACAAGUGAGAUCUGGAUGAAUAUUUUCAAUAGAUUACUAAGAAAGAUGCAGUAGCCCCAUUUUUGCAGUGCUUACUGUUUUUUGCAUCUCUCCCAGAUAAUCACAUCAGAGGAGGCUGAACGACGGGGUCAGAUCUAUGAUCGACAGGGUGCCACAUACCUCUUUGACCUUGAUUACGUAGAAGAUGUAUACACAGUGGAUGCCGCAUACUAUGGCAACAUUUCACAUUUUGUCAACCAUAGUGUGAGUGGGGUAGAUCACAGUGGGGAGGGAGCCAUGUCUUUAACAUAACUUUUAAUGUAGAGCUUGUCUUACUUCCCUCUUACUCCUGUUUUCUGCUUCCAGUGUAACCCUAACCUACAGGUUUACAAUGUCUUCAUUGAAAAUUUGGAUGAGAGGCUGCCACGCAUUGCCUUCUUUGCUACUCGACCUAUCCGUGUUGGUGAGGAACUCACCUUUGACUACAACAUGCAAGGUAAGAAGGGGAGUGCUUGAGAAAUUUAGGUGGGCAUUGAGACCUGUUCAUUUUGGGAGGCAGGGAUUAAGAAUGAAGAUCAUCUUUUGAACCAUUAAAAAAUUCUGGUUAGAUUUCCUUGAAUUUCAAAUAAAGCAUAGCAACAGUAUUCUAAGAUAAUUCUGAUAUCUUUUCUUUUUACUUGUGUGAUAGGUAGGAGCUUAAAGGAACAGGGAACUUUUAUGAGUUUAGCCUUUUGGCCAGUAUGUAGCCUUGUUGUGGAUAGGGUGCAUUCGCUAGAUAAAAUUCAGUGACAGGUCUGCUAUGAUGGAAGAUAUUCUGGUUCCAGUGCUGAUUUCCCACCUUCCCUAUCUCUCCCACAGUGGACCCAGUAAAUGCAGAAAGCACAAGGAUGGACUCUAAUUUUGGCCUGGUUGGAGGCCUGGCUGGCUCUCCAAAGAAGCGGAUGCGCAUUGAGUGUAAAUGUGGCACAGAGUCUUGCCGGAAAUACCUCUUCUAGUUCCUUGCCAGUUUUGCUUUACAGUUGUCUGGAUAGACUUGGACUUGAAUUCAAUACAGAAGUGGCAGUUGCUGAAAGUUUGAAGGCAGAGGGUAAGAGUCAGGAACUUACCUGCUUAAAACAAAAAACACCCAGUACUUUGAAUUGCAGAGAGAGCAAUAACUGACAUUUCUUAUGCUACCCAGCCAUGACUGGCUGCUUCUUACUGCCAGACUGAAAUAUUCUUACAGCAGCUGAGAGAUUCUUCAGCAGGCAGGAGAUUGGUUCGACUUGUCAAACUUGCUGUUGAUGUACUGGUUGGAAAAACACAGCAUAGUCUCUGGAUGUCUUAUUAGAACCUGUUAUAGCUUUUUACUAUUUUGAAGGCUUGAUUGUGAGUGCAACGUGGCAGAGAACACUGAUGAGUUUCUUAUCUUCAGUGUGGUUUUCUAAGGGAUACAAGUCUUGAUUUUACAGCAGAACUGCUUUCUAGCCACAUUUAUGAGUAAAUGGUAAAACACAAGCCAUUUAAAAAAUGGAUUUAUCUGCGUAAAGACUCUGUAUUACCUCAGUGUGCCGUAUGACUGUUCCCCACCUUUCCACAUCCAUAGAACUUGCUUUCAUUGAGGAUGGGAGAGGCCCAUGUAAUUUGUACUUGAAGUCGCACUUAAUAACCAUCAUAAAGCCCUAUGCAAAGUGAAAAGCCACAAUGUUGCUUCUUGUAAUUAAUGCAUUUGUUUUGAAGAGAAUAUGUUUUUAAAUAUACAGUAUAAAUAUAUAUAUAUAUAGGAAAUGGGUUGGGGCAAAGAAUCUAGCUUCUGGAAACCACUGUAUUUUGGAAGCUGUGAUGAAGCUUUUUAAUUAUGACUG
Molecule: messenger RNA, 9491 nt
Organism: Podarcis lilfordi (Lilford's wall lizard)
Lineage: Eukaryota; Metazoa; Chordata; Lepidosauria; Squamata; Lacertidae
Source: the annotation of a GenBank genome assembly